AUGGACUUCACAGCAGCAACAGAUGCCACGGUCAUUAUGGAAACGAGAGAGGCUUCACCUGCUCAUUUGUUGAUCAAAAUCAAAUCAUUUUCCUUGUUUGAGAAGCACGGUAUCAAGAAAUUCAAGACGAGUGAGUUUGAGUCUGGGGGAUACAAGUGGAAGCUUAAGAUUUACCCAAAUGGGAGAGAUAGAGACGAAGGGUACGUGUCGUUGUACUUGGCCAUUGUGGAUGAUGGCUUGCCUGCAGGCUGGGAGGUGAAUGCCGUCUUCACAAUCUGCUUGUUUAAUCAGAUUUCCUGCAAUUAUCGCUAUUCACUGGGAAUAAGUCGGCGUUUUCUUGCAAUGAAGAGAGAAUGGGGCUUCUCCAAGUUCAUCUCCAAGAAAGAACUUAACGAUCCUCAGAAUGGAUACCUCAGCCACGAUGACAAUUGUGUGUUUGGUGCUGAAGUUUUUGUGAAAGAAAAUAAAGCAGUGAUUGAUUGUCUGUCUUUGAAGAAUGUUGUUGAUGCUCCCUUCAAGAAAGAAUGGAACAUUCCCAACUUUUCUACAUUGGGGAGUGAAUGGUAUUCACCGAAGUUCUCUGGAGGAGGCUAUGAAUGGAUUAUUGAGUUGCAUACAAAUGGAUAUGGAGAAGAUAGCGGACGCUUCUUAUCUCUAUUCAUAAACUAUAUGCCCAAGAAUGGUAACAAUGAACGUUUGCACACGUUCUUUACACUGCGCAUGAAGAAUCAGCUUAGCAAUGAACACCAUGAAAGAGUUUAUUCUCACUGGUUUUCAGCUGCUGAAGAGGUUAACUGGGGAUUACCUUCAUUUAUUGAGCUUGAUGUGUUGAAUGAUCCUAAUAAAGGCUUCAUCGUCAACGACUGCUGUAUUAUAGAAGUAGAGAUAUCUGUGCAAGCUAUAGCAAGCUCAGUCUGA
This is a messenger RNA of Striga hermonthica, 918 nucleotides long. NCBI's taxonomy places the organism in Eukaryota, Viridiplantae, Streptophyta, Magnoliopsida, Lamiales, Orobanchaceae. The record is from the annotation of a GenBank genome assembly.